Messenger RNA from Schistosoma bovis, 2621 nucleotides. Lineage: Eukaryota; Metazoa; Platyhelminthes; Trematoda; Strigeidida; Schistosomatidae. The record is from the annotation of a GenBank genome assembly.
ACAACCACAAAACAGGUUGCUUGAUUAUGAUCAAUACAGCUCGGGAGUCAGCUUGUGCAUCAAGACCACAACCACCACCACUACCACCACCACCACCAUCAACACGGUGGAAACAGACCACAGUCACACGAUACACAACUGAGGAAACGAGUGAAUUAACCGAAUUGAUAUUGAGAUAUCGGGAUGUUUGGAAAGACAAGAGUCGUCCAUCUGCUGUUCUUCAGAAAAAAUUGUGGAUGCAAUUUGCACGUUACCUACACUCGAAGGGAUGGCCGAGAAGAAAAUGGUUUCAUCUGCGUCGAAAGGGUCUGCACAUGCUGAAGAAACUCAAUAACACGACAAUCAAUCAGUGGGAGGUGUCGAAAAGCAAUCCAAAUUCACCUGAAAAUCACUCCAACCACACGUCACUCUCCAGUUCCAAUGAAAAUCGACACGUGAACGUGAACGGACAAAGUGAUUCGGUGACCGAGGACCAGUCGAGUGUGCAUCAAAUCAACUUGCCUACACUCACCCCCUCACCAGUGAUAACCAUCACCUCCAAACAUCCCACAUCAACACUCAGUCCUCCUACAAACCAUGUGCAACCGAAUACCCCACACACAACUGGUCCAAAAAUCUUGAACGCAUUCUCAACAGCUCACAUGUCUCAACAUCUGGUGAUUCCACAUGAUGCUCUAGUGCUGCAACCAACCACCACCAACCUCAACAACAACCACAACAACACGGUUGGUGAGGUGGCGAUUAACACUAACCGAGUCGCGUUACUGACUCCUCUCCAAUGUGUCUCGUUCGGAGUCGCGAAAACCCAUCCUGCAGACGAAUCUCCUAUUCAAGAAGUGAAUAUCUCGAACUCACCAUCCAACCAAACGAGUCGCAUUCCUCUGACUGCAACAAUUGAUUUAUCAACGUGUAGCGAGGACGAGGAGAGCUAUCCAGAGUUGAGUGGAACGCGAAAUCAGGCGAACACGAAUCAGGUGAAUGAUUUUGGUGAAAAUGCCAAGGAUUGUAUCACAUCCGAAUGUGAGAGAACCCCAUUGUCAGAGAUGUUGAUUCACAAGCAAAUGAAGUGCCUAGAUCUGAAGAUUGAAAUUCUCCAGAUGAAGAAGCAAUAUUGGUCCGAGAAACUGAACUCAUCAUCAGAAAGCUGAAUGUUGGGUGAAAGCCAAUCUUCACAUGAACUACCACUGUGAUUGACAUCAAUUCUAUCCACAUAUGGAUAGUAAAUUCAAUUGUAAAUUCAAUGUAUACAUAUGUAUGUAUAGGUAUUGUGACUGACGAACAUUGUUCUCCCUUUUCAUCAUUAUUAUCUAUUCGUGUUGUGUGUGUGUGCGUGUGUGAAUUUGUCUGUCAGUUAGUCCUUUUGUUUCGAAUCCAUUUGAAGUGGACUGUUGUUCAAUACUGCUCUGUUUCAAAUGUUCACUACUCUAUUGACUACUCUGUUGAAUACUGUACAUAAUUAAAUUUAAAUGUUGGUUUUGUAAAAAUUUUAUUUUGUCUUUGAAUUAAUUUAUGAACGUGAUCGACCAUUGGUUGUGUGGAUGACGGAUGAUACUUGACUUUGAACACAAAUAUGUUAGAACUUUGUCAAUUUUAUUUCUUAUCAUGAUGAUCAAUUGGUUUGAUUUGUAUUUAUUCUAGUGAUUUCUGUGUAAUUAACUGCUUCAUUGAUAUUUCCAUUUAUGAUACAUAUUCGAUAUAUGUGUAGAGUUGAUGUCAACUUGAAAUUCUUGAUGACCACAUGUGACAGAGAUAGGAGAGAAUAAAUGGUCUCAUUUGAAUCAUGAUGUGAAUGAUAAUAAUAAUAAUGUUGAUCUUUGUUUUCGAAUAUGUUCACUCUGUUUCCUGUUAACUUGUUUGUGAAAUGAGUUGUUCACAGAGAAUUUGUAUAAACCUUCAUUGCCUGUUCUGCACAAUUUCAACUAUGUCCUAGUUAAUGGUGGAGGAAUCAUGUUGAGUAGGUAGAAUAGAAUAGAAUAAUUGACUGAUGAUUGAGUUUUAUUUCGUGUUCAACAUGUAUGUGGAAAUUCGUACAUUUGACUGUUUUAUUUUGUCGAAUAUGAUUUAGAGAACGAUUUGUUAGAAUUGUCUUUCAAUGUGUGAUUUGUCCGAUGAUGUUUUUUCGUUCGUAAGUCAACUAGUUUCAUAAUAUCCUUAGGUUAUCAGUCAGUUGGAUUGAGGUGCACAUGCAGAAUCUUUGUUGCUAGUCUUUGAUUAUCUAGGAAUCUAGAACAACAUAUAUAAGCGAACAAUAUUGUUUUCUAUUAGAUCCUCAUCAGGCUUUACUCUAAUAUACAGUAAUAUUUAUAUGCAUAUACGAAAUAAUUAAACCAAUCAAGGUAGUUUAUAAGUCAAUGAUAACAAUGGAAAAGAGUACAUAAUAAGUAAAAUGUGAAAAGUUGUUGCGAUAUUCAGGAAAAUAUCCCAGAAAUUAUCCUGUUAAGCCUAAUUCUAUCCUUGGACAUGAAAUAGUAUCAUCUUAUUGGCCAAUAUUUAUUUAACGUGUCAUUUUCCUACUGGCCAUUAUUGUACAAUGUUAUUUUCUAUUUUAUGGUACGUUGUGGACUGUUUGACUGGUAUAUAAACAAAGUAUGUUUGGAAUAUAAUGAUUCAUAUAUCCGAGG